UUCCCCCACCAGUUUCAUCAAUCAAGAACAUUUUUUGUCACGAACAUACAGCCAUAGCGACGACAAUUUCCUCUCUAGACAGAAUCCUGAAGUUAUCGACCUCUAUACAUGACACAAGCUUCGUGAUUAUUUCCUCCCUUUCCUUCUCAUACAAACCGACCUUGACCGUUGAAGCAACCUCCCCUUGAUAUCGACCGGCAUCAUGGCCUCUUCAAAGAUUGCGAUUCUGUCCGUCUACGACAAGACUGGUCUUCUGGAUCUCGCCAAAGGUCUUAUAAAGAACAAUGUCCGUCUGCUAGCUUCGGGCGGAACGGCUAAAUUGAUUCGAGAAGCUGGUUUUCCCGUCGAAGAUGUCUCGGCUAUCACCAAGGCCCCUGAGAUGUUGUCGGGCAGAGUCAAAACCCUUCAUCCUGCUGUCCAUGCUGGUAUCUUGGCGCGAGAUCUUGCUUCGGACGAGAAGGAUCUUGCCGACCAGAACAUCAACAAGGUCGACUUUGUCGUUUGCAACUUAUACCCCUUCAAGGACACGGUUGCUAAGAUCAACGUCACCAUUCCUGAAGCUGUCGAGGAGAUCGACAUCGGAGGCGUCACUCUCAUCCGAGCUGCAGCAAAGAACCACACCCGAGUGACCAUCCUUAGCGACCCUGCCGACUAUCACAACUUUCUCCAGGAGCUCGAUCAGGGCGACAUCACACAAGAAACUCGUCAACAGUAUGCUCUCAAGGCUUUCGAACAUACCGCCGACUACGACGGUGCCAUCUCGGAUUUCUUCAGAAAGCAGUAUGCCGGGAAUGGCGUUCAGCAACUUUCUCUCCGAUAUGGCGCCAACCCGCAUCAGAAGCCUGCCGCUGCAUACGUUCGCAAUGGCAACCUUCCUUUCAAAGUUCUCGGUGGCUCGCCAGGCUACAUCAACCUGCUCGAUUGCUUGAAUGCUUGGCCCCUGGUGAAAGAGCUGAAGCAAGCCCUUGGUCUACCAGCAGCAGCCAGUUUCAAACACGUCUCUCCCGCAGGUGCUGCCAUCGGCGUGCCUCUGAACGAGAAAGAACGCAGAGUAUACAUGGUCGAUGACAUUGACGGUAUCCAAACCUCAAGUCUAGCCCAGGCAUAUGCUCGUGCACGAGGUGCAGAUCGCAUGUCAAGCUUCGGCGAUGUCAUUGCUCUCUCCGACAAGGUCGAUGUUCCCACGGCCAAGAUCAUCUCGCGGGAGGUUUCGGAUGGUGUGAUCGCGCCAGAAUAUGACCCCGAAGCAUUAGAGAUUUUGAAGAAAAAGAAAGGCGGCAAAUACUUGGUGCUGCAAAUGGAUGAGGCAUACGAGCCUCCCGCCCAGGAGACACGGACUGUUUAUGGCGUCCAGUUGACGCAAGGACGAAAUGAUGUCAAGAUCCUGCCUAACGAGACAUUCAGGUCGGUCAUCCGCCCAAAGAACCACCCUAAACUCUCCGACUCGGCUCUCCGAGACCUCACAGUUGCAACUAUCGCCGUCAAGUACACUCAAUCAAACUCAGUCUGCUAUGCCCUGAACGGCCAGGUGAUUGGCCUGGGUGCUGGUCAACAAAGUCGCAUCCACUGCACGCGAUUAGCCGGAGACAAGGCGGACAACUGGUGGAUGCGCUUCCACGAACGUACGCUGUCGAUACAGUGGGCCAAGGGCGUCAAGCGAGCCGAAAAGUCCAAUGCCAUCGACAUGUUAUGUUCAGGUCAAGUCCCACCUCAGAGCGAGUUCGAGCAGCAAGACUACGAGCGCAACUUUGCGGAAGGCACCGUGCCUAAACCUUUCUCACCAGAAGAGAGACGGGACUGGUUGGCCAAGUUGAGCCAAGUCGCCGUCUCUAGUGAUGCCUUUUUUCCCUUCGUCGACAAUGUGUACCGAGCCGCACGGUCUGGAGUCAAGUACAUCGCAGCGCCGCUUGGCAGCCAGAAUGACUCAGCGGUACUUGAUACAGCGGACAAUCUUGAUAUCAGCUUCAUCGACCAAUCUACUCGAUUAUUCCACCAUUAGAACACUGCUACUUUGGGUAUGAGGACCAUCAGAACUGGGAUUGGGAGUUUUGGUCAUGUGCAGGGUAUGGCUGGCUUCACCGCCUUCUCCUUUACUUAUG
Exophiala viscosa is the source of this 2099-nucleotide messenger RNA. RefSeq names its product bifunctional purine biosynthesis protein ADE17. Gene Ontology annotation, molecular function: IMP cyclohydrolase activity; phosphoribosylaminoimidazolecarboxamide formyltransferase activity. The record is from RefSeq and is a predicted model, not a curated record. Lineage: Eukaryota; Fungi; Ascomycota; Eurotiomycetes; Chaetothyriales; Herpotrichiellaceae. Gene Ontology annotation, biological process: 'de novo' IMP biosynthetic process. Gene Ontology annotation, cellular component: cytosol. Bases 203 to 1999 code for a protein of 598 amino acids. The transcript has 4 exons.